GGCGCGGCUCCCAGCGGCUCUGCUGAUGGAGACCGCCAAGCUCAACCCCAUCAUCCGGGAUGUCUACGCGGCCGCUGGUCGUGUCCAGCAAGCACCGGCCGCCGUCUCGGCGCGGAGGGGCGGCAGCUGCCGAGAGCUCAUGGUCAAGCUGACGGAGGGGCAGUACGUGCUGUGCCGCUGGACCGAUGGGCUCUAUUACCUUGGAAAGAUCAAAAGGGUGAGCGGCUCCAAGCAGAGCUGCCUCGUCACGUUUGAGGACAACUCCAAGUACUGGGUCCUCUGGAAGGACAUCCAGCAUGCCGGUGUCCCCGGGGAGGAGCCCAAGUGCAACGUCUGCCUGGGAAAGACGUCGGGCCCCAUGAACGAAAUCCUCAUCUGCGGGAAGUGCGGGCUGGGUUAUCACCAGCAGUGCCACGUCCCGGUGGCGAGCGGCGGUGAGGGCCCGCUGGGGACACCAUGGUUCUGCCGCCGCUGCAUAUUUGCCCUGGCCGUGCGGAAGGGGGGUGCCCUGAAGAAGGGAGCCAUCGCCAAGACUCUGCAAGCCGUCAAGAUGGUGCUGUCCUACAACCCCGACCUGCUCGAGUGGGACUCCCCGCACCGGACCAACCAGCAGCAGUGCUACUGCUACUGCGGGGGCCCCGGCGAGUGGUACCUGAAGAUGCUGCAGUGCUACCGCUGCCGGCAGUGGUUCCAUGAAGCCUGCACCCAGUGCCUCAGCGACCCCAUGAUGUUCGGAGACCGGUUCUAUGUGUUUUUCUGCUCCGUAUGCAACCAGGGACCUGAAUACAUCAAGCGCCUGCCCUUGAGAUGGGUGGAUGUCGUCCAUCUUGCCCUCUACAACCUGGGCGUACAGAGCAAGAAGAAGUACUUUGACUUUGAGGAGAUCUUGGCCUUCGUGAACCACCACUGGGAUCCGCUGCAGCUUGGGAAGCUGACGGGCACCCCCAUCUCUGAGCGCGGCCCCCACCUCCUCAACGCACUCAACAGCUAUAAAAGCAGGUUUCUGUGUGGGAAGGAAAUCAAAAAGAAGAAAUGCAUCUUUCGCCUGCGGAUCCGUGUCCCGCCGAACCCCCCCAGCAAGGUGCUGCCAGAGAAAGCCCCCGGCGUGGGCGAGAGCGGCUCCUGCGACCUGAAGAAGAGGGGAAAAAGCAAAUAUGUCCAUAAAGACAGCCUGCUGCCCCGGCAGCUCCAGCAGCAGAAGCGGCGAGCGGCGCGGCGCAAGAGGGCUAAGUUCCUGCUGGAGGAUGCCAUUCCCAGCAGUGACUUCACCUCCGCCUGGAGCACCAACCACCACCUGGCCAGCAUCUUUGACUUCACACUGGAUGAAAUUCAGAGCCUGAAAAGUGCCAGCUCAGGACAGACUUUCCUAUCGGACGUGGACUCCACGGAUGCCGCCAGCACCUCGGGCUCGGCCACCACAAGCCUCUCCUACGAGUCCAGCCGGAGGACCGUGGGCAGCCGCAAGCGCAAGCUGGCAGCGCCAGCCUACGCCUCGGCAGGGGCGAAGAGGAGAGGCGGGGAGGCGGGUGGGCGCCCAGCCGGGGGCACCCCCGAGGGCAGCGAGGCAGCCUGCGGCCCCGACCGCCCGGACGAUGGCAUCGACAGCCACACCUUCGAGAGCAUCAGCGAGGACGACUCCUCGCUCUCCCACCUCAAGUCCUCCAUCAGCAGCUACUUCGGGGCGGCGGGCAGGCUGGUCUGCGGCGAGAAGUACCAGGUGCUGGCGCGGCGGGUGACGCUGGAGGGGAAGGUGCAGUACCUGGUGGAGUGGGAAGGCACGACCCCCUACUGAGCCCCGCCAGCCCCUAAACCUCUCCCGGAGCCAAACCAGAGGAGAUCGGGAUGAUGGGGGAACCCUCGCCGUGAAGCAGAGGAGGGGCGCUGGCCUGCGGGGAGGACUGGGACCCCUUCACACUGGGGGUCCCGGCCGGACCGGCUCCCUGGGAACCGCCACGGGUGGAGGCAGCGCCCGAGCCGGCGCCGUCAGCGGUGCUGCCCAGGGGUGAAACCCGCAGCCUUGCCGCUGUAUUUUUUUUUAAUCUUAACAAUUGUUAUUUUAUUGGCCGUGUAUAUGCAAAGAGCGUGGCCCAGCUGCGCUUUCCUGAUGGAGCCUUUGGCCGAGCCCGAGGCACCAUCACGGUGGUGGUAAGAGCAGUGAGCGGGUCUGGCCUUUCCAGAAGGGUCCCCCCGGCAUGGCUGGGCACCCCCUGGGAAAGCCCCUUUGGGGGGCACCCCACAACCUGCUCGUGCAGACGGACGUGGUGCCGGUGCCCGGCACACCCUGACUUAUCCCCACGUCCAAGCCUUACAGAGCAGACUCGAGGGGGUCCUGCUGCUAAAGCAAAAAGCACCCGUGCUUUCACAGCCCGUCCCUGUGCCCAUAGGAAACCAUGGAUGACUCUCGCCAGAGCCAGUGUAUGGGGUUUUCUUCCUCAUCAUAAAUCCAUUCAUUAAAGGAAUAUGGUUUGUUUUAAAUGAGGGGAAAUUGCCCCAUAAACAGCCCACGUGCAGCCGGCUUUCGCGGCCGCGGGGCAGACAUAUGUGGUUGCUCUCGUCCCGCAACCUGGACUGCGUGUGAUGAUGCACCAGCUUCGUUUCCUUGUUCUUCUGACAAUCACGGUCUUAGAAGAGAUCGGCCAAAAGAUACGCCUUUGCCUUAAAACCACCAUGGGCAUUUCACAGACUGGAGCCCGAGGCCUUUGUUCCCACAGGAAUCUUCAUCCUGAACGUGCCAAACGAGCAGACAAACCAAAAAGGCUGAAGAGGACAGCAGGGGCAU
Messenger RNA from Gymnogyps californianus (California condor), 2779 nucleotides. RefSeq names its product PHD finger protein 19 (gene PHF19). The coding region runs from base 26 to 1792 and encodes 588 amino acids. Lineage: Eukaryota; Metazoa; Chordata; Aves; Accipitriformes; Cathartidae. Gene Ontology annotation, molecular function: DNA binding; chromatin binding. The transcript is spliced from 15 exons. Gene Ontology annotation, cellular component: nucleus. The record is from RefSeq and is a predicted model, not a curated record. Gene Ontology annotation, biological process: chromatin organization; regulation of DNA-templated transcription.